AUGGCAAUAUAAAAUUUUUAAAAUAAUUUUUAAUUAAUACUAAAAAAUUUUAAAUUAUUUAGAUUAAGUUGUUAGUUAGAUAGAUAGACUUAAGUAAAUGAAAAAGUAGAGAACACUUAAUUAUUACAGAUUAUAAAUUUGGUAUAUCUGGUUUUAAUUUGUUUGAUAAAAAAUAAUUAUACAAAUAAACAAACAACCAAUCUGAUCUUUAAAUCUGAUAAAUUGAUUAAAUAAAGUGAAUUGGAUUAGAUAUUAAAUAGUUAAUAGAUAGUACGUAGAAUCAAUAAAUAAAUAAUAAUUUAUUUGGCAGAUAUUAAUAAAGUUAAAUAUUUUUUGAAUAAAACAAACAAUAAGAAUAACUCAUUUUAGCAAAUAUCAUAUCAUAUCAAUAAAUCAAUCAAUAUAUAGAGAAUCUUUAAUAAUUACUUAAAUAUAUUUCAGGCAUUAAAAAUACACAAAAAAUUGUUAAAAAAGAAAUAGAAGAAAGACAACAAACAAAGCAAGCAAAAAUUAAUAGAUCAAUUUUUAAAUAAAAUGGAAGUAGAAAAGGGUAAAUAAGGAGAAACAAAUCAGGAUUAAGAGAAAAAAAAUGAAAAUUUAGUAAGCAAAUAGGAUUAAAGCAACAACUAAAAUAAGUGGCAUUCUUUGAGGAAAUAUCUCAAUAACUAAUUUCCUUGCAAUAAUAAGGAUUUAUUUGAUUCUGAAAAAGAGGAAUUAACAUAGAAGUUUGACGAAUAAGUCAAAAAUAUUUUUAAUGAGAGAGAUUUAAAUAAUGAAUUUACAUCUUUAGGCAGAAAGCGUUCUAAACUGCAAUUGCUUUAUGGCAUAAAUAAUUAAGUAAAACAGCGCUUUUAAGAAACAAUGUUCUAUUUGGCUAUUGAAGAAUAGUAUAUGAAGUUAGAACCUCUUAUUGCGUAUCCUUUCAAUAGUAAUUCUACACUCAAUUGGUAGCCUUUCUGGAACUUGGUUCUUAAAAUGAUAUUCAAAAACGAUCUUUAGAACACAAAUCUCCAAGAAGCAGUUCUUCCAGAAACUAUCAACUUCCUCUAAGUCAUCAAGAAAAUUCGCCAAAAAUUUGAUGAUAGUUCUAUUUAAGAAGUUUACGACUUGUACAAAAAGCUGCGAUUAUCAAAUAGCGGAUAACUCUCGUUGCUUUUAGUGAGAUACUUUUUAAAAAUAUCUAGGAAUACUCCUAAAGAAUUAUAUUAGUAAAUAUUCUAAGAGUUCACUCUCUAAUUAAGUUACGAUUAGCCUAUCAGAAACAGAUUAGUUAUGCUCACCAUCCUCUAUAAUUUAGCAAAAGCUCAUCCAUAGCUAGAUUGGGAGAAUUAGUAUGAUUAAAUUUUCACAUUUAUCUCUAGAUACUAUAUACAAAGAAUGCCUUUAGGUUUUACUUACUAUUAGCCUUAGUAAAAAUUGUACUAUCUUUCUAUAUACAAUCCAUAGACUUUGAUUAUGAGUCUUUUGAUAGCUUUGAUAGCACCUGAGACUGAAAAGGAAAAGCAUGAAAAAAUAUGGAAAAAUAUUCAUAGACUUUUCAAUCUGAUAAAGCAAUAUUUACAUCCUAAUUACGAUAAUACUCCGACAAUUAAAUUCCUCUUUUAGCAAUUCUAAUAAUUUGUAUCAACUUUCAUAUGGACUCACGGCGAGUAGCAAAAAUAAAUCAAUAACUUAGAGAAAUAAAAGGCCAAAUUAGAAAGAAAGAUUAAGAUUUUAAAUGCUGCUUAAAAGUAAGACGAGUAGCUAGUUUCUUAGCAAGGACUACCUGGAGAUGAGCAAGAUGAAUUGAAAGAUCAAAAUAUAGAUACUGAGUUGUUAAAUGAAGAUGAAGGUGGAAACAUGUAAAUGGAAAAGGGUAUGGACUAGUUUAAGUCAUAGGCUAUGGAUUACGAAGGAAAUGAUAAUCCUCAAAUGCAAAAUAUUCAAGCUAGAGUUGAAGAGGAUGAAGUAGAUGAUGAAGAUGAAAACGAAGAUUCAGAUGAUGAGCAAGAAAAAUUCGAUAAGUUUGUAAACGAGUUCUCUGAAAAAGCUUAAAAUGAGCAAGCAGAAGAAGUAGAAAAAUAUCAAAAAAAGCUACAAACAGUUAUUGAAAAGUUGAAUGUAAAAAAGUAAUUUGCCUUCGAUAAUGCUUGCAAAUAGUAGUUUGAAUCUAUUAUUGAAGCUAAUUUAAUUAACAUAUUGGGAAUAAACGACCAGAGUGGCAACAUUCUCCCUUAAAUUUGCAAAGAUUUGUGUUAUUUUAAUCCUAGCAAAUUCAUUCCAAUCAUCUUGGACAAUAUUUAUGAGGCUUUCGAAAAACCUGAUAUGAAUUACUCAACUGCAAUCAGUGUUUUAACUUCAAUAAUUAUCCCUAUGGUAGACAGAACUAACUACAAGUAAGGUCUCUAUCAAAUCCCAACUCUAAUGAAGAAAGUCCUUGAUAUUUUCAACACCAGCAAUUUCUAGUUAUCAGUAAAAAUGUGGAAGUUAUUCGAUUAGAUUUUCCAAGUUGUUCCUAUUUACAACGUAGAUGAUUUGCAAGAAGCCUACAUGGAAAAAAACCCUGGAAAAUCAUAUAGCGAUUUCUAUCAAGAUUUAAACAAAGAUGAAGAAAUAAACAUGAUAACAUUUUAUGAGUAGCUCCAUGAUGUUACCUAUAACAUAUUCUAAAAGUUCUUAAGCAUCUUUGAGCAUAUUGACAUGCCCAGAUCUAAAAAUACUAGAGGAUUUAGAGCAGCUGUGAUAUCUGUUCUAAAUUUCUUCACAUCAAUAGCGUUUUCAACAUCUAAAAAGCUAUUUAAGCAAUUGUGGUCUCAUGCAUUCUAAUGCAUCACAGAUAGAUAACAGCUUCAUGCAUCUAAAUUUUAUAGCUACUUAAUACACUCAUUCACUUUACGUGAUCCUUAAUUAGUUUUAUAAAGCAUGAUUCCUUACUUAUUUGAUCACAUCUUGAUAAAGAGAGAAAAUCCUGAUUUGACAGAAAUAGAAAAGCAGCCUCUUUACUAUUUAUUAUAGCAAUAGCCAAACAAGGACCAUAUUCUCUCUUAUCAAAUCGAGAGUAUAAACUCUAAUUCACUAUUCUGGUAUCUAAACUUGCUUGAAGAUACCAUAUUCUUUGGCAGAUAAGAGAUCUUAAAAUACAAAACAGAAAUCGAAACAAUUAUUUUCCUUUGCUUUGUUCAUACAGAAACCGAAUUUUCUAAAAAGGCUUGCCAGUUGCUUUAAAAAAUAUUCCAUUCUCUUAUUACUUUUUACCCUUCAGAAAUGUUUAUUUGGAGCGAAAAUGAAAUUGAAGAUGAUCUUAAUUUUAAGGAAAUGUACCAUAGAUACAUUGGCUAGAGCAGUAAGAAGAAAUUCAGUAUGAAAUGGCACGAACCUACUGCUGUUGAGGUUGAAUACUCAAAGGAGUUAUUCUUUAGAAUAUAUAAUCCUAUUCUAAAUCAUUUCAAUAACAAUCAUUUCAAGAAUUUAGAACCUAUUGAUGUUGACAAUAAUUUCACAUAGAUACUCGACGCAACUAUGCAUGCUCCAGAUGAUGCUCCCAGAAGUCUUAAAACAGAAUUAUAGAGGUCUAUCAUGUUGCUUUUCCAUCUUUAUAGCUCAAUAGCUACAAGACUAAAAUGGGGAAUUGAUGAAUAAGAUGGAAUAUACAAAAAAUUUAGUUCUACAUUCUGUCUUCCUGAGUAUGAUAAUAUAAAUAGUGAAAUGAUAGAUUUUAGUGAAAAUAUGAUCAAUUUCAUGAUAAAAAAUAAUCUAUUUUACGACAGCAAUGUUGCUUAAGUUUAUCUAUCUCUGAUAUUAUUUAUUUUAGGAAAUGAUGACUAAACUGGUUACAUUAAUGGUAUCAAAAAUAAGCUCAAAGAAUUAAAGAAUUAAAAUUCAAAUCCUUAUAGAUCAUAUCAAGGAUAUCCAAGAUUUGUAGAAGUUACUUCAGUUACAACACAAUUCAACACUAAAGUUAUUUUAUAUACUUUUGACACUAAAUUGAAUGACAAACAUUCCAAAUUGCUUAAGCCACUUCUAUUUUUGAUACUCCACCCUUACUAAAAGAUUAGUGAAAAAUCUAUCAAUAGCUAUUUGAUGAUGGCUGAUCUGCUCAAAAAUAAAAGUUAUUAUAUUCAAAGCUUGAAAACAUUCUGCUCAUUCUUACAGGCCAAAUUGAGCAAAAAGAGCAAUGAUUUCUUCCCUAAAGUAAUUGAAGAAUGCAAAGAAAAGGAUCCAAAGCUAGUUCCUAUGCUUAGCACAUAUUAGGACAGAACUAUUUCUUCGUUAAUAGUUUUGAAUUUUGUUGCAAAGAAAUUCGAUUAAGAUUAUGCUUUCGUAGUGGAUACUUUGAUGUCAAUUGUAGAAUCUUACAAUAUCUUUUUAUCUAAAGACUUAAAAGAUAAGAUAAUUGAUAUUCCAUUAAAUUAACUAAUGCACUUAGUAACUAAACUCAAAAAGUUGGAUAUCGCUUACAAUUAACCAAUUUAAAAGCUGGGAAUUUACAAGGAAAAAAGCUAGGUUCUCUAGGAAAUUCUAUAGCAAGACAAUAAAGAAAGAACUCACUAAUUAUAAGGAGAGCAAAAGAUGCUUUAAAUAAAGGCACUGAUUAAGUAGCUCUAUGAUAGAUGCUUGUUAAAUCUAGAAGACCCUACUGUCUUCUCCAAAGAAAAGAUUUUUAUGAUCAUAAUCGCAAUGAAAACUGCAAACUUUACAGAUGCCAACGACGAAAGAUUUAAAAAAAUAUUAGAAAAUGCAAUUAAUUUCACUAAUUAUGACAAUCUUCAUUCUCGUAAUAUAGGCAGAGCAAUGCUUUUUAAGUGCAUUCGUACACUCAAAAACCAGUACAAAAAAAGGGAAGAAAAAAUUACAAUCGAAGACGAUUAUGUUAAAGAUUAAAAUAAGCCUCUUGAAGAAUUAAGUGCAUAUUUCUUGUUUAAAAAGGAAGAUAUUGAAGAUAAUUUCUAUACAAAUAGACAUCAAGACUUUAUCCUCUACAAAAAAUCUACAACAUAUUUAGAACAUAAGAAGGAUAUUAUUUUUUACUAAAAAUUUUCUGAUAAAGAAUUUUUGAAUACCUUCCUUGAGCAUAUUCUGAAUGAUAUUACGACACAUACUAUGGCUGAAUAAUCUCUAAAGCCUAAAAAUAUUUUCAACACUGCAGAUUUGAUAUUCUAAUAAGAAUUUGUGAAGAAUUUCAAGAAAAAGAAUUUCUUUAGCGAUGGGCCAUCAUUUUUCCAUAUGAAACUUCUUAAAAAGAUAUUUGGUUUACUUGGUAUGCAAUUUUUCGAAGUUGCCAAGGUUCAUUUAGAGAAAUAUAAGAAUGACUACUCAACUCUUGAAGGAUCUACUAUCAUGAAUGUACUCACUUUCAGUUGUUUACUAGGUAUUUUCUAAAUAGAAUAAGACGCUACUGAAUAAGAGAAAGAAGAGACUUAUAAGUAUUUAAUGGAGAUAGUUAUCGACAGAGCAUACUAACUUAACUUAGAAUAAUUUGCUUAUUUCAUGAAAUACUUAGAGACAGUGAUUGAAAGUAUAUCUUUUAGAGAAUCUUAGAGAAUUCUUGAUGACAUCUAUAAAUCUCCUAAACUAGGUAAUUAGUAGGAUCCUAAGUACUAACGUUAUCUUUAUACAAAGCUCCUCUAACUAAAUAAAUUCAACAUAAAAAAUUAAGAAAUCUUGGAAGGGUUAAUUAAUGAAUUAAAAACUGUUAAUCCUUUGUCUAUUCAAUAACUUCCUAUAUACAAUCUAGUUCACAACGCUGUUUGGUCUUAUCAUUAGAUUUCGAUUGACUUUAACUUCUGUAAAAAGUACAACAUAAUUAAAGAUAUUGACUAAUUAGUAGAACAAGGAAGGUUGAGAAAAAUUGACUCAUUCCAAGCUAUUAGGAUUAAUCCUCAAAUAAAUUAAAUUUAUGAUUUCAUUCUAAACCAAUUAAACUCAGAAGAUCCUGAGGUGAAGAAGAAAUAUUACCGUCUUGUAAAAGUCUUUUCAUCGAUUUUCAAAGAAGAUCAUCUCUUCAAAACAGAAAUCUAUAAUUCAAUGAAAAGCCUUUUCCCUUACUUCAUAGAAUUCAAAGAAGAAGAUAUUGCUGAUGCCUAACUUGUUUAAGAAUUUUGGUCUAAUUUGAUCUUCCUAUCGAUUCCACUUUAUAACAAAGAAACAGUAUUAGAAUUGCUAGAAUUAUGCUACAAAAACUUUAAAAACACUAACUGGAGAAUUCGUUAGAGAGCUCUUCUAUUCAAUCAGUUUAUUGCCUUUUUCAACUUGUAUAGAAUUGGCGAUUUUAACUAUAUUGACCCUCUUUUGGAACUUAUGAACGACGAGCAAAAGCAGAACAAAUCUAUUGCUUAAAAGGUACUUUCCUUAGUUAUCAAAACUCUACCUGUAGAGUAAGUAGGAGGAUUUGUAGAAAGAAUGUAAAAAAUGGCAGUAAGCGAAGACAAGAACUAAAAAAUCAUAGCAGUUUAUUGUCUAAUGAGUGUAUUACUUUCUUAUCCACAUGAAAUUAAGGAAUGGACUGAAAAUGCUAUUAGGACAAUUCUUAAAAAUAAAAACAUAUCACCAGAUACAUUGACUCUUCUCAAAGAAUUUGGAGCUGCUUUCUUAAGAAAUGCUUUACACAACAAAGUAGAAAGUAAGCUAAAACUACCUGAAGACUUAAUAAUUAGACUUGAAGAAAUAUCUAGACCACAUAACUACUUUGCUUGA
Tetrahymena thermophila SB210 is the source of this 6672-nucleotide messenger RNA. RefSeq lists its product as hypothetical. Gene Ontology annotation, molecular function: proteasome binding; peptidase activator activity. Lineage: Eukaryota; Ciliophora; Oligohymenophorea; Hymenostomatida; Tetrahymenidae. Gene Ontology annotation, cellular component: cytosol; nucleus. Gene Ontology annotation, biological process: proteasomal ubiquitin-independent protein catabolic process. The transcript is spliced from 17 exons. The record is from RefSeq and is a predicted model, not a curated record.